UCCCACUGUUCACCUCUCGCUGAGCUCCUUCGUCCGUGAGAGGAAGCUGUGUGCCCACCCCCGGAUUGAGAUCUACAAGCAGGACCGCAUCUAUUUUGUGUGUCCCCUUGCCCGCCAAGGGGACUUCUAUGUGCCUGAGAUGAAAGAACUGGAGAGGAAGAGCAGGGCUGCUGCAACUGAGGCUGAGGACGCCCAGACAGACAUCACAGGGGUCGACACCAUGAGUGAGACAAGCUCCAUCAGCAUGGAGGCCACAACUGACAGCAGAGACACCUCUGUGGCCACCUCCAUCCUGCUGCCCUUCCCAGCCAGCCGUGGCCGGGAGGAGGCAGACAACCGCAGCGAGCACAGCUACAGCGAGUCAGGAGCUAGCGGCUCCUCCUUCGAGGAGCUGGACCUGGAGGUCACAGGGGACGGGGAGGGAGCCCCAGGCCUGCUGCUUGAUGUGGGCUAUGCAGGCAGCCAGGAGGUCACAGACAAGUGGACCAAGGAACCCAUUGCUGCUGAGAGAGGAGAGGAGUGAAGCAGUGACCUGGCUGCCUCACCUCCUGCCUGGGUCUGAGUUACUGGGAACCAGUUGCCUUUCCCACCUCCUUCCUCUCCAGCCAAGAGAUUUCGGUUGCUGAUUCCCCCAGGGACCUGCUCUCCCUCCUUGCAGAAAGGGUGUUUGACCAUUUUGGGGGUGCCAGGAGGUGGGGGCUUUUCUGUGGUGCUCAGUGGGGCGAGGUAGGUGCAGGCUGGGGGGGGACAGCAAAAUGCAUUUGCCGUAUGUGUAUGUCUAGAUGCAUCGCAAAUUCCUCACAGGUGUCUUGGGGGUGGUGGUGGAUGGCAGAGAUGUCCCCCCUCAUCUCUGCUGGUGCCCCUCUCACCCACAGCUUCUCUCUGCCACACCACCACGUUUUCUAGCACCAAAGAGCCGUGAGUAGAGUCAGUUGGGUUUGUUCCCCUCUUCCCCUUGCUGAACAAUGGAAACAUCCCAUGUAAACGUGGUCCUCCUGGCACUACCACAGGCGCUUUUGGGGUCUGUAAUAAAGUGGAUGCUUUUCCUCA
Molecule: messenger RNA, 1050 nt
Organism: Acanthisitta chloris (rifleman)
Lineage: Eukaryota; Metazoa; Chordata; Aves; Passeriformes; Acanthisittidae
Product: testis-expressed sequence 264 protein-like
Exons: 3
Biological process (GO): reticulophagy; protein-DNA covalent cross-linking repair
Cellular component (GO): endoplasmic reticulum membrane; nucleus; replication fork
Source: RefSeq, a predicted model, not a curated record